Equus quagga is the source of this 2057-nucleotide messenger RNA. RefSeq names its product cytochrome P450 3A12-like. The transcript has 13 exons. The coding region runs from base 96 to 1607 and encodes 503 amino acids. Gene Ontology annotation, molecular function: testosterone 6-beta-hydroxylase activity; iron ion binding; oxidoreductase activity, acting on paired donors, with incorporation or reduction of molecular oxygen, reduced flavin or flavoprotein as one donor, and incorporation of one atom of oxygen. Gene Ontology annotation, biological process: oxidative demethylation; steroid metabolic process. The record is from RefSeq and is a predicted model, not a curated record. NCBI's taxonomy places the organism in Eukaryota, Metazoa, Chordata, Mammalia, Perissodactyla, Equidae.
CUAAAAGGGAAGUUCUGUACCUACAGACCUGCAAAAAGUAGCACAGACUGCUGAAAGGAAAAUUCAUAGGAGAGAAUCUCAGAAGGAGAGUGACUAUGAACCUGAUUCCAAGCUUCUCCACAGACACCUGGGUUCUGCUGGCUACUAUCCUGGGGCUCCUCUAUCUAUAUGGGACCUAUACACAUGGGCUUUUUAAAAAACUAGGAAUUCCUGGGCCAACACCUCUGCCUUUUUUGGGAAAUGUCCUCAGCUAUCGUAAGGGUUUUUGGGAUUUUGACAAGACAUGUUUUAAAAAGUAUGGAAAAAUAUGGGGGUUUUACGAUGGUCGACAGCCUGUGUUGGCCAUCACGGAUCCAGAGAUGAUCAAAACAGUAUUAGUGAAAGAAUGUUAUUCCCUCUUCACAAACCGGCGGCCUGUUGGUCCAGUGGGAAUUUUGAAAAGUAGCAUCACUUUAUCUGAGGAUGAACAAUGGAAAAGAAUGCGAACGUUGCUGUCUCCAACUUUCACCAGUGGAAAGCUCAAGGAGAUGUUCCCCACCAUUAGUCAGUAUGGAGAUGUGUUGGUGAGGAACCUGAGGAAGGAAGCAGAGAAAGGCAUGCCCAUCACCUUAAAAGAGUUCUUUGGGGCCUACAGCAUGGAUGUGAUUACUGGCAUAUCAUUUGGAGUGAACAUUGAUUCCCUCAACAACCCACAACAUCCCUUUGUGGAAAACUGCAAGAACAUCUUAAAAUUUCAUUUCUUCGAUCCACUCACUAUCUUAUUAUUACUCUUGCCAUUCCUUAGCCCAGUUUUGGAGGUAUUGAAUAUACUUGUGUUUCCAGUAAGUGCUAUUAAAUUUUUCACAAAGUCUAUAAAAACAAUAAAAGAAAGUCGCCUCAAAGAUAAACAAAAGCAACGAGUGGAUUUUCUUCAAUUGAUGAUUAACUCCCAGAAUUCCAAAGAAAUGAGCAGAUAUAAAGCUCUGUCUGAUCUGGAGCUGGUGGUCCAAUCUAUUAGCUUUAUUUUUGCUGGCUAUGAGACUACUAGCAGUUCUCUUUCCUUCCUUACGUAUGCCUUGGCCACUCACCCUGAAGUCCAGGAGAAACUGCAGGAGGAGAUUGAUUUGGCUUUCCCCAAUAAGGCACCUCCCACCUAUGAUGCCCUGUUACAGAUGGAUUAUCUUGACAUGGUGUUGAAUGAAAAUCUCAGAUUAUUCCCAAUUGCUGUUAGACUUGAGAGAGUCUGUAAGAAAAAUGUGAAGAUCAAUGGGGUGUUCAUUCCCAAAGGGACAGUGGUGAUGGUGCCAAACUUUCUCCUUCACCGAGACCCGGAGUUCUGGCCAGAGCCUGAGGAGUUCCAUCCUGAAAGGUUCAGUAAGAAGAACAAGGACAGAAUAAAUCCUUAUGUAUACUUGCCCUUUGGAACUGGACCCAGAAACUGCAUUGCCAUGAGAUUCGCUAUCAUGAACAUGAAACUUGCUGUUGUCAAGUUGCUGCAGAACUUCUCCUUCAAACCUUGUGAAGAAACACAGAUCCCCCUGAAAUUAUGCAAUCAAGGGCUAAUGGAACCACAAAAACCCAUUGUUCUAAAGGUUGAAUUCAGAGACAGAACCGUGAGUGGCCCCUGAUUUUCCUAAGGACUUCCAUUUUGUUCUUCAAGGAAGCUGUGUCCCAGAACACCAGAGACCUCAAUUUACUUUGUGAAUAAACCCCAGUAUAAAGAUGAGCUUACUACUGCCCUUGAUGGAUGCCUGGGUAUCCUUACAUUCAUUGAGCUUCCUCGGUGUCUAAGUAGAGUGUUAUUUGUUGUGUGAUAUAAAUGAAGAGGCUGAGUAAUUGCCAUAUAUGUGAACUCACCUUAUCUGGUUCUCACAGGAUGAUCUACACCCAGCCCUAGUUAGUACCACAUACUUUCCCUGAGCACUGAUCAGGAAUAAAAGUUUCUCAACUAUUUUAACAAAGUUUAAUGAAAAUGAGAAUUAUUGUGCUAACUGCAGUAGAGACAUUUAUGUGUUCAUUUUGUAUCCUCUAUAAACUAUUAUACUGAGCAUGUCAUUAAACAUCUCUUCACAAAAGUA